Molecule: messenger RNA, 531 nt
Organism: Oryza brachyantha (malo sina)
Lineage: Eukaryota; Viridiplantae; Streptophyta; Magnoliopsida; Poales; Poaceae
Product: non-classical arabinogalactan protein 30-like
Exons: 2
Coding region: 1-531 (176 amino acids)
Source: RefSeq, a predicted model, not a curated record
AUGGCUAGGUUCGUCGGACACCUUCAGCCGGUCUGCCUGUCCGGCUUCCUCGUGGUCCUCCUCUCCCUGGGCUUCCUCCCUCUCCGCGGCUGCGCCAUGGGCCUGCCACGGCCGGCGCGCGACGUGAACUUCACCAUCGGCGUCGAGGGCGUCGUCUGGUGCAACGCCUGCCGCUACGCCGGCUACGUCAAGUCCAAGCACGCGUCGCCCCUCCCGAAUGCGGCGGCGCUGCUGCGGUGCAGGCGAGGGAAAUGGGCGCUGUCGGUGUGGGGCGCGACGGACGCGCGCGGCUACUUCCUGAUCCAGACGGGGAAGCAGGUGGCGGCGUUCGCGAGCAAGGACUGCAGGGUGUACGUGCCGCGGUCGCCGUCGCGGGCGUGCGGCGUGCCGCUCCAGCCCGGCCGGAGGAAGGGUUCGCCGCUCAAGUUCCGCGAGUUCGUGCCGCUCCCCGACGGGCUGCAAGGGCGCUACUCCGCCGGAAACUUCGUCUUCGGCCCGCGAGACCCCAAGAAAUGCCGGGCCUCCGGUUAG